Messenger RNA from Zea mays, 2357 nucleotides. RefSeq lists its product as uncharacterized. Gene Ontology annotation, molecular function: oxidoreductase activity, acting on paired donors, with incorporation or reduction of molecular oxygen; heme binding; monooxygenase activity. The transcript has 2 exons. Bases 127 to 1674 code for a protein of 515 amino acids. NCBI's taxonomy places the organism in Eukaryota, Viridiplantae, Streptophyta, Magnoliopsida, Poales, Poaceae. The record is from RefSeq and is a predicted model, not a curated record.
UCUGAGGCCACGUGAGUUUGAGCAGGACGGUCACCGACAGCUAAAACUCCUGGCCCCUGGGUUCCUCUUUUUCCUCCAGAGAUUUCCGUCCCGUCCACCCAGCUCCAAGAGUCCAAGAUCCCAACCAUGGUGGCCGCGACGGCACUCUCCUUCUCCUUUCUGUCACUAGCAACGACACUCUUCCUUCUCCUCCUGCGCAGCCUCAUCAACAACAAGAAGCGCCACUGUCGCCUCCCACCGAGCCCGCCGUCGUCCCUGCCCGUCAUCGGCCACCUGCACCUUUUGAAGAAGCCGCUCCACCGAACGCUGUCUGCUCUUGCGGCGCAGCACGGCCCUGUUCUCCUCUUCCGAUUCGGCUCCCGCCGCGUUGUCCACGUCGCCGACCCUGCCGUCGCCGCGGAGUGUUUGAGCACCCACGACGUCACCUUCGCCAACCGCCCGCGGCUUCCCUCCGCCCGCUACCUCUCCAACGACUACACCACGUUGGGCUCCUCAAGCUACGGGCCCAACUGGCGCAACCUCCGCCGCAUCGCCACCGUCGACGUCUUCUCCUCGCAUCGCGUCCUCUGCUCCGCGGAUGUCCGCGCCAGCGAGGUCCGUAACAUGGCGCGCCAGCUCUUCAAGGCCGCCGCCGGGGCCGACGCCUCCAGGCCCGCGCGCUGCGACGUGAAGGCACGCGCGUUCGAGAUCGCGCUGAACACCGUGGCGAGGGUAAUCGCCGGGAAGCGGUACUACGGCGACGGCUCGGUGGCGUCGGAGGAGGCCGAGCGGUUCCGUGCCAUGGUCCGCGAGUACUUAGCGAUGCACGGGGCAUCGAACCUGCAGGACUUCGUGCCCGUACUUGCACUGGUGGACAUCGGCGGCGUGAACAAGCGCGCAAUAAGGCUGUCCAAGGCGCGCAACGAGUGGGCGCAGCGGCUUAUCGACGAGCACCGGGCGGCCGCCGCGGCCGGGAGGGAGCAGGGGAAGACGAUGGUCGGCGAUUUGCUGGAGAAGCAGGCAUCUGACCCCGAGACGUACAGCGACAAGGUCAUCAGAGCGCUCUGCUUGUCCAUCUUGCAAGCUGGAACUGACACCUCGUCGUCCACCAUCGAGUGGGGCAUGGCGCUGCUACUGAAUCAUCCCGCCGCCAUGGCCAAGGCCAAAGCCGAGAUCGACGAGGUCAUCGGCACAGCGCGCAUCCUGGAGGAAGCCGACCUGCCAAACCUUCCCUACCUCGGCUGCAUCAUCAAGGAAACCCUGCGCCUCCACCCCGUCGGACCGCUCCUAGCGCCGCACGAAUCGGCCUCCGACUGCUCGGUCGGCGGCUACGACAUCCCCGCAGGGACGAUGCUCCUCGUCAAUGUGCACGCCAUGCACAGGGAUGCGCGCGUGUGGGAGGAACCGGAAAGGUUCUCCCCGGAGAGGUUCGAGGGCGGGAAUAGCGACGGCAAAUGGAUGCUUCCGUUCGGCAUGGGCCGGCGGCGGUGCCCCGGCGAAGGCCUUGCCGUGAAGAUGGUCGGUCUCGCGCUGGGUACGCUUCUGCAGUGCUUCGAGUGGAGAAGGACCGGAGAUGAGGAGGUCGACAUGACGGAAGCGUCCGGGCUGACCAUGCCCAAGUCUGUGCCGUUGGAGGCGUUCUAUUGGCCGCGUACGGAGAUGAUGUCACCGCUAACGGCACUUCACGGAUGUUGAGAUUUUGAAUUUUUUUAGGCACGCCAAAUGCAAAGACAAUUUAGUUAGAGAGGUCCUUAUCCCUCCAUCUUAAAUUAAAUUAAGACUUCAUUUGGUACAGCUCAGUUUCAUCAGUGAAGCAGCUUUUUUCAACUUCAUACCCUAUGACUAUGACUAUGAUUAUGAGCAGCCCCACCCGCAGAAUUGAAGGCAUUCAUGCUGCGUUACCCUAUGACUGUGAGCAACCCCACCCGCAGAAUUGAAGUCGUUCAUACUGCAUUUCCUCUACACCGGCAGUUGAGCAAAACCACAACUAAGAAGUGAAGCCAGAAUUGUAUGAAGCCAGAUCGAAUUCGCUUUGAGGACACGAAGCCCCUCUGAAGAAGACUCUCUUCAUCGAUGAUCAAAUGAAGGCACAAGGCACACUUUGCCUCGAGAUAAAGUCAAAAUUGAAUGAAGGCAGAACGAUUCCCUCGAUAAAUGUGAAGCCCCUCUGGCAAAUAGGACAUGCCAAUGUGAAACCCAGAGCAUAUAUUUGGAUAAAAAGAUUAAACUACCCUAGUAUGAAUGAAUAAAUGUAAGGGAAUAGUCUAAGAGUAUUUUAGACUUUGUAUAGGGAAAAACAAAUUUGACACCCCCUACAAAUAUAUUUCUUACAUGUAUUGUUUAUGACAUGGAACAGAUACUUGAGUAUGUUUAUUCUA